AGCGUCGGCGGGUUUAGCCUUCAGCUGUCGUCCGCUGCUAGCUGAUGUGUAGCUAUAGUUAUUGCCUCCCAGUGGUGGAAAAAGUAUUCAAAUCUUUCAACGAUUCCUUGAGUGGUUUGAGAGCUCCGAGUGGCCCUCAAGGCAGCAUGGCCCCCAAGGACAUCAUGACCAAUUCCCAUGCCAAAUCCAUCCUUAAUGCCAUGAACUCUCUCCGCAAGAGCAGCACACUCUGCGAUAUAACACUAAGGGUGGAAAAUGCUGAUUUUCCAGCUCACCGGAUUGUCUUAGCAGCCUGCAGUGACUAUUUCUGUGCCAUGUUUACCAGUGAGCUUGCAGAGAAGGGCAAAUCCUUCGUGGACAUCCAGGGGCUGAGUGCGUCGACUAUGGAGAUCUUGUUGGACUUUGUCUACACAGAGACGGUGCUGGUGACGGUGGAGAACGUGCAAGAGCUGCUCCCUGCGGCAUGCUUGCUGCAACUUAAAGGGGUGAAAAGAGCAUGUUGCGAUUUUUUGGAGAGCCAACUCGAUCCAUCCAAUUGUCUGGGUAUCCGUGACUUUGCCGAAACACACAAUUGCCUCGACCUGAUGCAAGCCGCCGAGCUCUUUUCCCAGAAGCAUUUCUCUGAGGUGGUUCAGCAUGAAGAGUUCAUGCUGCUGAGCCAGACAGAAGUGGAGAAGCUCAUAAAAUGUGACGAAAUCCAAGUGGACUCAGAGGAGCCUGUGUUCGAAGCGGUGCUAAACUGGGUCAAACAUAACCGAAAAGAGAGAGAGCCUUAUUUGCCAGACAUGCUGGAGUUUGUCCGAAUGCCGUUGCUGACCCCCCGCUACAUCACAGAUGUCAUCGAUGCGGAGCCCCUGAUACGCUGCAGUCUGCCCUGUCGCGACCUUGUUGAUGAAGCCAAGAAAUUUCACCUCAGGCCGGAGUUGAGGAGCGAGAUGCAAGGCCCGCGCACGCAAGCGAGAUUAGGUGCCAAAGAAGUCCUGCUGGUGAUCGGCGGCUUUGGCAGCCAGCAGUCGCCAAUUGACAUCGUGGAGAAAUAUGACCCGAAAACUCAGGAGUGGACCUUCCUCCCGAACAUCGCGAGGAAACGGCGCUACGUUGCCACGGUGUCUCUCCACGAUCGAGUCUACGUGAUUGGAGGUUUUGACGGACGGUCCAGACUCAGUUCCGUGGAGUGUCUGGACUACACGGCGGACGAGGAUGGCGUCUGGUACACCGUCGCCACCAUGAAUGUGCGCCGUGGCCUGGCUGGAGCCACAACCCUUGGAGACAUGAUCUAUGUUGCCGGCGGCUUUGACGGCAGCCGACGCCACACCAGCAUGGAGCGAUAUGACCCAAACAUCGACCAGUGGAGCAUGCUGGGAGAUAUGCAGACAGCUCGAGAAGGCGCCGGUCUGGUGGUGGCCAGCGGUCUGAUAUAUUGUCUCGGAGGCUACGAUGGACUUAAUAUACUGAAUUCAGUGGAGCGGUACGACCCCCACACAGGCCACUGGACGAGUGUCACCCCGAUGGCCACCAAGCGCUCAGGGGCAGGCGUGGCUUUACUCAAUGACCACAUCUAUGUGGUGGGAGGCUUUGACGGGGUUUCCCACCUUGAUUCUGUUGAGGUCUAUAACAUCAGAACCGACUUUUGGACCACUGUGGCCAGCAUGACCACACCUCGAUGCUACGUGGGAGCGACUGUCCUCAGAGGACGACUGUAUGCCAUCGCCGGAUAUGACGGCAACUCUCUUCUCAGCAGUAUUGAAUGUUACGAUCCCGUGAUUGAUUCCUGGGAGGUGGUUACCUCCAUGGUGACGCAGCGGUGCGACGCAGGAGUCUGUGUUCUACGAGAAAAGUGACCUCGGCUUGAGAACUGCGUGAGCCGCAAGAGGGACGGCGCCGUGA
Molecule: messenger RNA, 1887 nt
Organism: Hippocampus comes (tiger tail seahorse)
Lineage: Eukaryota; Metazoa; Chordata; Actinopteri; Syngnathiformes; Syngnathidae
Gene: klhl12
Product: kelch-like family member 12
Exons: 12
Coding region: 45-1841 (598 amino acids)
Biological process (GO): COPII vesicle coat assembly; protein monoubiquitination
Cellular component (GO): COPII-coated ER to Golgi transport vesicle
Molecular function (GO): protein binding
Source: RefSeq, a predicted model, not a curated record